Aethina tumida (small hive beetle) is the source of this 908-nucleotide messenger RNA. Its product is annotated as peroxisome biogenesis factor 2. The coding region runs from base 15 to 842 and encodes 275 amino acids. NCBI's taxonomy places the organism in Eukaryota, Metazoa, Arthropoda, Insecta, Coleoptera, Nitidulidae. Gene Ontology annotation, cellular component: peroxisomal membrane. Gene Ontology annotation, biological process: protein import into peroxisome matrix. The transcript is spliced from 4 exons. Gene Ontology annotation, molecular function: zinc ion binding. The record is from RefSeq and is a predicted model, not a curated record.
AUAGGUUAUGUAAAAUGUCCCAAAAUAUUUUGCUUCGGGUCACACAAAUAAAUGCAAUUUAUUUGGACAAAGAAAUCGACAAAUUAUUUCUUCAAAUUAUUCAGGAAGCAACAAAAAAUCUUCCUCCUGGACUCAUAGCACCUUAUGAUGAAGAAAUUAAAUUACUUGUUAAAUUGGCAAUUCUUAACUACUCUAUUGUAAAACAAGGCAGUACAUUUGGGCAACAGUUAUUGUCUGUUAAAUAUGACAACAUUCCAAUUUACAAAAGAUAUUUAUAUGUUAUUGGCAGUACAUUAGGUUAUAUAAAAGAUAAAUGUGAAAUCUGGAAACCCUCACAUGAAAUCAACAGGCAUAUUAGCUUAGUUUAUACAAUUUUAAAAUUCCUAGAUUUUAUUAAUUUGUCAGUCUUUUUGAGAAAUGGUGUAAAACCUUUAUUAAUUGAGAGAAUUCUUGGCCUGAACCAAGUUUAUUCCAGAGAUAAUGUAAGGAGACACUAUGAAUCAAAGUAUUUGGCCAGGGAGCUAUUAUGGAAUGGUUUUAUAGAAAUGAUAGUCCAUAUUUUACCCUUAAUAAACUACCAUAAAAUUAAGAGGACAAUUAAAAACAACAAUCCAUUCAGGCAGAAACCUGUGUAUUCCUCAAUAUCAACUAGAGAAAUGACAAUGCAUUCCAAAUGUGCUUAUUGUGGCGAAAAUCCUACACUUCCACAUCAUAUGGGUUGUGCACACAUAUUCUGUUAUGUGUGCUUAAAGGGUAAUCAAAUGGCAGACUCCAAGUAUGAGUGCCCAAUUUGCGAGCACAAAAAUCCAAACAUUCUCUGUGAUAGAGUUGCUGUAAUAUAAUUUUAAUUUUUGUAUACAUUUCGCUUUUAUUUGUUGUUAAUUUAAUAAUAUAAAAAAUAAAACAGA